This is a messenger RNA of Rasamsonia emersonii CBS 393.64, 1071 nucleotides long. Its product is annotated as L-iditol 2-dehydrogenase. The record is from RefSeq and is a predicted model, not a curated record. Bases 1 to 1071 code for a protein of 356 amino acids. NCBI's taxonomy places the organism in Eukaryota, Fungi, Ascomycota, Eurotiomycetes, Eurotiales, Trichocomaceae. The transcript is spliced from 3 exons. Gene Ontology annotation, biological process: D-sorbitol catabolic process. Gene Ontology annotation, molecular function: zinc ion binding; L-iditol 2-dehydrogenase (NAD+) activity.
AUGACAGCGUCAGCUGAAACACCGCAGAACCUUUCAUUUGUACUGGAAGGCAUCCAAAAAGUCAAAUUCGAGGAUCGUCCGAUUCCUCAAAUUGUGGAUCCCCACGAUGUUAUUGUCAAUGUAAAGUACACAGGCGUCUGCGGCAGCGAUGUUCAUUACUGGGAACAUGGCGCCAUCGGCGACUUCGUCGUUCGAGACCCGAUGGUCUUAGGCCAUGAAUCCUCUGGUGUUGUCAGCCAAGUUGGACCGGCAGUUACUACCCUGAAGGUCGGAGACCGAGUGUCCCUUGAACCGGGAAUCCCCUGUCGCAGGUGCGAACCCUGCAAAUCCGGGAAAUACAACCUCUGUAUCCGUAUGGCAUUUGCAGCUACCCCUCCCUACGAUGGAACACUGGCAAAGUACUACCGAUUGCCGGAGGAUUUUUGUUACAAGCUCCCUGAACAGAUGACUCUACAGGAGGGCGCACUUGUGGAGCCACUUAGUGUUGCUGUACACAUCGUCAAACAGGGAGAGGUCCGGCCAGGCUAUUCUGUGGUUGUUUUUGGGGCCGGCCCAGUUGGCCUAUUGUGCUGUGCUGUCGCAAAAGCAUUUGGAGCUAGUAAGAUUAUCGCGGUAGAUAUUCAACAGGGCAGGUUGGAGUUCGCCAAGAAAUAUGUUGCAAGUUCAACAUUCCUGCCCCAGAAGGUACCUGCGGUGGAGAAUGCGGCACGCUUGAAGGAGGAAAAUGACCUUGGCCCUGGUGCAGAUGUUGUCAUUGAUGCCUCCGGCGCAGAAGCUUCUGUCCACACAGGUAUCCAUGUCCUGAGAAAUGGCGGUACAUAUGUACAGGGAGGCAUGGGCAAAGCUGAGAUCACUUUCCCAAUCAUGGCGGCCUGUACCAAGGAAUUGAACGUCAAAGGGAGCUUUCGAUAUGGCAGUGGUGACUACAAACUUGCUAUUGAGCUGGCGGCAAGUGGUAGAGUUAACGUUAAAGACUUGAUUACCGGCCAGGUCAAUUUUGAAGAUGCUGAGAGGGCGAUCAAGGAUGUCAAGGCCGGUAAGGGGAUCAAAACAAUCAUUGCAGGCAUUUGA